Messenger RNA from Seminavis robusta, 1593 nucleotides. NCBI's taxonomy places the organism in Eukaryota, Bacillariophyta, Bacillariophyceae, Naviculales, Naviculaceae. The record is from the annotation of a GenBank genome assembly.
AUGGUGUCAAACAAUCGAAUUGCCUUCGGCUCUUGCAAUGAACAAGACCGCCAGAACAAGAUGUGGCCCAUCAUCGAGAAGAGGGGUCCUGCAGCAUUCAUUUUUGGAGGGGAUGCAAUCUAUGGAGACUAUGAUCUCCCUACAGAUUGGACCAAGUUCCUCCCAGAGACACCUCAUGUAUGUGCCGACCCUGCACGGCUUCGCAAUCUCUACAAGAAGCAGAAAGCCGUGCCUGGUUACAAGAGUUUGCUCAAGAGCAACAUGACCAUCUUUGGGUCCUUUGACGACCACGACUAUGGAUGCAACAAUGCUGACAAGACGUUUGAACAUCGAUAUGAGGCCGGUUUGGAAUUUGUAGAGUUUCUUGGUCAACCAGCUGAUUCCCCAAUGAGCCGUCGUGCUCAGGCUGGUAUGGGUGUUUAUGGAGUCAAACUCUUUGACUUUGCUCGCCCCAAAGGACAACAGGAAGUCCCUGAUGAGGAAGCCCUGAUUGAUCCCCAUGUACUCGACAACGGCAAUGCCACUGCAGUUCCUGUCUUCCCUGCUUAUUCUAAUCAAUCUGUGGCUGUCUUUGUCCUUGACGUACGUUCCAACAAGAGUCCUUGGAAGCAGGGAAGCGCUGCCUACAUUCCUGACUUUGAAGGAGACAUGCUGGGAGAAGACCAAUGGCAAUGGUUUGAAGCUGCCAUAAGUCGGUCACGGGCGGCUGUGAACGUUGUCGUGAGUGGGCUUCAACACCAUGCAAACAUCUUUCCGGAACCCAACAUUGCCGAAUCCUGGACCCGGUUUCCGUCUUCUCAACAACGUUUGUUCGAUGCCAUGCUGCAAGAUGGAGUGCAGGCUCCGAUUCUUGUCUCUGGAGAUGUACACAUGAGUCAGCUGAUGCGCAAAGAUUGUGCAAGAAUAGAUGGAACCUCUAAACAGCGACGUUCCCUUGUAGAAAUGACAACCAGUGGCAUGACACACAGCUGGGGUACUGUCAGCUCCCCACCACUCUCCAACCCCAAUGAAAAGCCUUCCUUGCAGGAACGAUACAAAAGUUUUGCUGCCAGAGUUACGAUGCAUGUCCUCCACGCCGUCAGCCCCUGGACUGACCUUCUGGUGUCUCAACCAUCAACUGAAGAGGCAACCGCUGGUUUGUUUCCCAAUGGAGGUGGUGAAGGAGCCAAGGAUGGUUUGCAGUACUCAUUGGAAAAGAAUUUUGGCGAACUAGAGUUUGACUGGGAAAACAGAAGGGUCUCGAUGCGAUCAUUUGGGGAAACACCUGGGACUCCACCUCUCCUCAUGGCCAGCUGGACACUGGACCAGCUCUCUGGACACGAUUCCAUCCCUGGUAGCGUCCUCACGUCGCAAAACUUCGUGGACCAGGCAAACCUCCACGCCCCGAGGUUUACAAAGAAUGGCGGCGAGUGGAUGUGCCUUGCUCAUCGGGGGACUCCCAGCUUGUUUUGGCAAAUGGCGGGCCACGUCUCGACAGUAGGCGGGCUUUCCAUCUUGCUCCCUUUCCCAAUGCUGGUCCCCACUCUGCUCCUUGCCAUGAUGUUCUUCAGAAAGCCACGGACGGGCCUUGCUUCUUCCAAGAGACGGAUAUAA